Auanema sp. JU1783 is the source of this 1008-nucleotide messenger RNA. Lineage: Eukaryota; Metazoa; Nematoda; Chromadorea; Rhabditida; Rhabditidae. The record is from the annotation of a GenBank genome assembly.
AUGGCAUCCGGACCGAAAGAAGAUGUGUAUGAAAGCGAGGGGGCUUGCGAAGGCGAGAAGAACGUAUUUGCCAGAGAAGAAUCUAAUGAUCCUGAUGUAGAGCUUGUUUACCUUGAUAUUGACUCUGCUAGGAAACGUUAUGUAAAUUGUAAUGUCAACUCUGCUGGUGUUGACUUCUCCGAUUCCAUCGCCAAGAAGAAGAAGAAGUGUUAUGGAAGUAAUUCUUAUGUGCUCGAAGUUACUGGAAAAGAAUAUGAAGAACCUGAGACUGAUGUUCAAAGAAUCAACAGAUUAACAUGCGAAAUCAAUGAACUUCAUGACAAAUUGAACGCUGACGAAUCCCCAGAAGGAAAACAAGGACGCGCCGCUAUCAGUAAGCUGAUGGAAGAGCUUAAGACUGUCAGUGUUCUCAAGAAAUCAGGAGCCCCUACCCGUUCUUCUGAAGUAUCAACGAAGAAAGCAGAAGCAACUUCAUCAGCCAACAGUGAUUCAAAGGUUAUUUCUUUGGAGAAGAGAGUUAAAAGGCUAGAAGCUCUUGUAGGAUCUUUUGAUUCAACCAAGCCUCCCCUUGUUGAUGCUUUGGAAGACUUGAAGUUCCGAACCGAAUCAUUAAACCCAACGAUCGUUGAAGGCUUAGAGACAAGAGUCAAUCAGAUAAUGACGAAAGUACAACAGAUUGAGGAGAAGAGAGAGAAGUCGAUUGAUUCCGAAACAGAAACCAAUGCUAGGGAAUUAUUGGAUUUGAUGAACAAAUGGGAUGUAGCCUGCUCUGCUUUACCUAGUAAUUUGAAGAAGAUUCAAGCUUUGUCCAAGUUGCAUGAACAAGCUGCUUCCUUCUCUCAGCGCUUAACUCUUCUGGCUGGAGUUCGGGAGCAGAUGGAAAGAAGCAUGAAAGCCGAUAAGGAUAUGAUGGAACGAUUACAAGGUGAAGCAGCAACAAAGAUUGAGAAAGUGAUGAGCGGAAUCAAAAUCCUGGAAGGCAGAGUUGAACAAUUGAAAUCGUCAUAA